Molecule: messenger RNA, 1515 nt
Organism: Cylindrotheca closterium
Lineage: Eukaryota; Bacillariophyta; Bacillariophyceae; Bacillariales; Bacillariaceae
Source: the annotation of a GenBank genome assembly
AUGACCACCCAAAUCCACAACUACAUCAACGCUGAUUUCGUAGCUCCCGAGACUGGCAAAUUCCAUCCCGUCGAAAAUCCAGCGAAUGGAGAUACGAUUGGUCAAGUGGGUGUGUCAAGCGCCAAGGAUGUCGAUGACGCCGUCAAGGCUGCUGAAGCAGCUUUCCCAGCCUGGUCCAAACUCACUGUCAAGGCUCGUGCUGCCAUCAUGAUGAAGUUUCACGCCCUAAUCAAGGAACAUGCGGACGAAUUGGCCGAUCUAAUCGUAUUGGAGAAUGGCAAGAACAAGACUGAAGCUCUCGCCGAUGUUGCCAAGGGAAAUGAAACGGUCGAAUAUGCCUGUUCCCUCCCACAAUUGGUUCAAGGAACUUCGCUCAAAGUUUCGGGGCAAGUAACUUGUGUUGAUCGUAGAGAUCCAUUGGGUGUGGUUGCCAGUAUUGUUCCAUUCAACUUUCCUUUGAUGGUUCCCAUGUGGACGGUCCCCAUUGCGCUCGUCAUGGGAAAUACCGUCGUCCUCAAGCCGUCGGAAAAGGUUCCUCUUACCAUGAACCGAGUAGCCAAACUAUUUGAAGAAGCGGGAUUCCCAAAAGGUGUCUUUAAUAUGGUUCAAGGAAUGCGAGAAUCCGUUGAAGCAUUGAUUGAUCACCCAUCCGUCAAGGCGGUCACCUUUGUCGGUUCCAGUCCAGUUGCCAAAAUUGUCUCGGACCGGUGCCGGGCCUUGCAGAAACGUUGUACCGCUCUAGGUGGUGCCAAGAAUCACCUGGUUGCUUUGCCUGAUUGCGAAAUGGAGGGGGCUGCCUCCGACAUUUGCGUCAGUUUUGCGGGAUGCGCCGGUCAACGGUGCAUGGCGGCGUCCGUUUUGUUGUUGGAUGGUGAACAAGAUGGCUUGUUGAAUUCACUCAUUGAGAAGGCUUCCAAGAUUGAGCCGGGAAGUGGACCUGGACAAAUGGGACCCGUCAUUGAUGGAAUUUCACUUCAGAAAAUUCAUUCCUAUAUCGAGGCGGCCGAAACGGCGGGUGCCAAAAUCUUGUUAGAUGGUCGCAGCUGGAAGGAGAAUGGGGCUAACUGGAUUGGGCCCACCAUCAUUUUGCACAAUUCCAAGGACGACAAGACCAUGAAGGAAGAGGUGUUUGGUCCUGUUCUAUCCAUCUAUGUUGUUUCCAGUUGGGAAGAAGCCCUUGAAAUUGAAAAUGCCAACCCAUUUGGAAACGCAGCUGCCAUUUACACUACCAAUGGAGGAAAUGCAGAAUGGUUCACUUCCAAGUUCCGUGCUAGUAUGUUGGGUAUCAACGUUGGUAUUCCAGUUCCUCGUGAACCAUUUUCCUUUGGUGGUUUGUACGGAACUAAGAGCAAGUAUGGAGACAUGGAUAUCACUGGAGAUGGUGCCGUUGAAUUCUUUUCCAAUCGCAUCAAGGUCACAAGCAAGUGGCCUGUUCAACGAAGUACUAGUACCAAGAGAUCGCACACAGAAAUGGCCGGAGUCAAGGAUGCCGCCAACUUUGCCGGUCAAAUGUAA